This is a messenger RNA of Symbiodinium sp. CCMP2592, 2646 nucleotides long. Lineage: Eukaryota; Dinophyceae; Suessiales; Symbiodiniaceae. The record is from the annotation of a GenBank genome assembly.
AUGGCGCCUCGUACCCUGGCGCUUGCCUUGCCCGCUGCCGGCCUUGUGGCCGCGCCACUUUUCGUGCCCGGAGCUCCCAGCACUCAGGGCACCCAGGCACCCCGCACAGCCGCACACGCAGCUGCGCAGACACCCAGCAGCGGCCUUUCGGCAGCUACCGUCGGCACCGUCGCCAGCGCAGGAGUUUUGGUGGCAGCCUUGUCUCGCGCUUCCGGCAGGACAUCCCGGCCUCACGUCGCACGUAACUUCUUCGGCGGACCCACCUCGACACCGGCCAGCUUCGACCCGGCAACGGAGCUGGGUGUGCAAGAUCCGGUGGGAUUUUGGGAUCCCCUAGGGCUUGCGGCUGACAAGGACAAGGCCACCUUCAAUCGCCGUCGCGCGGUGGAGCUCAAGCAUGGGCGGAUCGCGAUGUAUGCGACCAUUGGCUACAUUGUCCCGGAAUACUUUCGCUGGCCAGGCUUCCUGUCCCCCUCGUUGGGCUUGAAGUUCUCUGACAUGCCCAACGGCCUUGCAGCUCUUUCCAAGCUGCCUGUGCUGGGUGGUGCUCAAAUCAUCGCCUUCGCCGGCCUCAUCGAGACGACAGGCUUCUUCCAGGCGGCCUCGACCACCGAUGGCCGUGGUCCGCGUGAGGGCCAGUUCUCCAUGAAGGACUCCACCGAGAGCGCCGAGCCCGGCAACUAUGGCGUGGGUUUCCCGAACUUCCUGGGAAAGGUCGAGGAUCCAGAGGCACGCAAAACCAAACUUGCGGCCGAGCUGGCGAACGGCCGCUUAGCGAUGAUGGCCAUCAUCGGCAUGUUCUUCCAAGAUGGUCUCACCGGCUCUGCUUGGGGAGACUGGAGCACAUACACGGCGUCGCCCCUGAGGGCUUACGACCCCUCGGAGGAGGUCGGGGCCAUGCCACCUCUUGGCUUCUUCGACCCCCUGAACUUUUCCAAGCCGGGCCGACCGCUGGGCGUGUACCUCCAGGACCUGAGCGAUGAGGAGAAGUUCGCGUGGCUUCGCGCGGCGGAGCUGAAGAACGGCCGCGUGGCGAUGAUGCUCGACUGGCGGGUGGCGCUCGAUAUGCGCGGAGUCGGCAUCGAGUGCGGUUGGGUUGCCGUGCCAUUGCUCAGCUUUGUGCUCUUCGUCGUAGAGGGCGAGUUCGAUUCUCACGAUGUGGUCGAGCUCCUUGCUUUGAGGCUUUGGUGUGCAGAGGUGAGCGGCUUGCUUGCCAAGACGGUGGCGAGCUUCUCCCAGAUGAUUGCAAUAGUGGCGCCAUCGAUUCGAGGCCGGAGAUGCUUUGGCUGGAGAUGGGUCUGGCUCUUGACUCUUGAUCUUGGCGAUGCCUUUCGUGGUGGUGCUGGCGGUGCGGCGACCACGAAGAGGACUGAGAAGCUCCUAGCUUCCCUUUCACAGAUGCUGAGUGGCUGGGCCGAUGCUGGCGACGAUGAGGAGGAGGACGAUGGCUACGAGCAGCUGUUUCAGGACCUGGAGAAGAUCAUCAAGAAUCGGCCUAAGGAUCCUGUGCGUGCUUUGCAGCAGCUGCUUGUGACUUGGCAAGCUGCUGAUGAAUCUUGGAUUGGCCGGAUCCUGAGCCUGUUGAUCUUGGCCCACCUUGGCAAGCUGAUGAUGCUGAUGCUGGACGUCACGGAGCUGUUGCAUGAUCCCACAAUUGAUGCUGUUGCUUAUGUCACGAAAGAAGAGGAGCUGGAGAGGUACCGCACCCUGCUCCAGAGUUCUGAGGACCCGCCGGAUCUCACCAUCAUUGUCAUGCGGGGCGAGUGGCGCGGCCACGUUCGUGCGGCCAACGUCUGGGCUGCUUAUUGCAGCGAGGAGGGAUUGGUGCCACACUCAGGGAUUGCUGGGGAUGGCAAUUGGUCAGAGGCCCUGGCGGCAACACGGCGUGCCAGCUCUGGCAGUGGAGUGGCAAAGUUCGGAGGGCUGCCACUCCUGCCGAUGUGGAGCGGCCUCGUACUGUUUUCAGAUCCUGGCGACUCCGGUAUUCCGAGGGAGUGGGCUUAUGAGGAUGUCGAGACCUUCUUGGAAGUCUUCAAGACUGGAGGCAAGACUGGUGGUAAGAGCAGGUGGUCUUCGUCGGGUGAUCGUUCUGUGCAGGGUUCCUCACCGCCGCCGGCUGAGACUGGCGAAUCUUCUUUCGAGAUGCAAGUUGACUCCAGCGAGGCCCCUCGCGUCGAUGACGGCAAAUCCUCGGCUAAAACUGACUCAGCUGAGCCCUCCAAGCGUGAGAAAGCUGGCCCGAGUGGCCCGCCCAUCCCCUCCGGAAUGGUGCUGAAGGACAACACGGGUGCUGGAAAUUGCAUGUACUUAGCGAUUUCGGAUGCCCUGGUUGGUGUUGGCCGAUCAUUGCGCAGCGCGUCCGAUCUGCGCAAUGUGGUUUGCAUUGUAAGAAUUUCUGCAGCAAAGCUUGAGGUUUGCACGCGAGUUUCUUGCUGCGGUGCUAAAAGGCUCUCCUUGAAAGCCCGGGUGACUCAGUACAAAGGGCGUCUCCGUGCCUGUGAUGCUCGUGCCCGCAUUCUUCGGCGCAAGCGCUUUGGUUGGAGCUCCGAUCACUGUGAGAAGAUCCUGACCUUUGCUAUCUGUGCCGCUGUGACGCCAGUCAGCAAUCAUGACGGUGACCAUAGCCACCAUGAAUGUCGGUCGUGA